AGAGAGCAUAUUAUGUGGCAUCCAUGGAUCAAAUGCCUACCAGUAUGGCUCUUAUUGAUGGUGGCUAAUGGGAGUACAAUUAUGCCUACAAGAGCUCCAUUGUUUCCCAACAAGGCUUUCAUAGUGGUGUGGAAUGCACCUACUGAACAAUGCCGACUACGCUUCAAUGUGUCUUUAGAUCUAAACAUUUUCAGCGUGCUAUCAAAUCCUAAUGAAACCUUGAGUGGGCCUACUGUGACAAUAUUUUAUCACACUCGGUUGGGAUACUAUCCCUAUUUUAAUGACAAUGGAGAUUCUAUCAAUGGAGGUAUACCACAGAACCAGAGCAUUAUCAAGCACCUAAACAAGGCCAAGUCGGACAUUGAUCAUGUCAUAACCAUGAAGAAAUUCCAAGGGCUUGGAGUUAUUGACUGGGAAAACUGGAGACCACAAUGGGACCGGAAUUGGGGAAAUAAAACAAUUUACAAAAACAAAUCUCUUGAACUUGUUAGAAAGAGGCACCCACAUUGGCCCAAGAAUGCAGUUCACAAAGCUGCUAAGGAAGAAUUUGAAAAUGCUGGCAAGAAUUUUAUGAACAGCACCCUUUCUCUUGCUGAAAAUAUGAGACCAAGUGGAUUAUGGGGUUACUACCUGUACCCAGACUGCUAUAAUUACGAUUACAAGACCAAGAGGAAUACAUAUACAGGCAAAUGCCCAGAUAUUGCAUCUUCACGUAAUGAUCUUCUGCUUUGGCUUUGGAAAGAAAGUACCGCCCUUUAUCCUUCAAUAUACCUGGAUAAGAGGCUGAAGUCAAGCCCGAAUUCCUUGAAAUUUGUACACUACAGGGUUAAAGAGGCAAUACGCAUUGCUUCCAUUGCUAGGAAAGACUAUGCUUUACCUGUUUUUGUGUAUUCUAGGCCAUUUUAUGCCUAUACAUUCCAGGCUUUGACAGAGAUUGACUUGGUGCAUACGAUUGGUGAGAGUGCAUCCUUGGGGGCAGCAGGAGUUGUCCUCUGGGGAAGUAUCCAGUAUGCCAAUUCUUAUGAAAACUGUCUUACUGUGAAAAAAUAUGUAGAUGGUCCCUUGGGGCAUUACAUCAUGAAUGUGACCUCUGCAGCCAAGCUCUGUAGCAAAGUCCUAUGUAAGAAGAAUGGAAGAUGCAUUCGUAAAAACAGCGAAUCAUUUGAUUAUUUGCACUUGCAUCCACAGAGUUUUAAGAUUAGGUUUUCCAAAGCAACGAACAAAGUCUCUGUUGUAGGAAAGUUGAAGAGGAAAGACAAGGCAGCCAUGAAAGAAAAAUUUAUGUGCCAGUGUUACCAAGGCUGGACUGGGAAAUAUUGUGAAAUGCCUAACUUCAAAAAGAAGGUAUGAAAUUUAUUGACAAUAAAUAUGAUGGAAAUUCA
Molecule: messenger RNA, 1382 nt
Organism: Anolis sagrei ordinatus
Lineage: Eukaryota; Metazoa; Chordata; Lepidosauria; Squamata; Anolidae
Product: hyaluronidase-like
Biological process (GO): hyaluronan catabolic process; carbohydrate metabolic process
Cellular component (GO): cytoplasmic vesicle
Molecular function (GO): hyalurononglucosaminidase activity
Source: RefSeq, a predicted model, not a curated record